Messenger RNA from Chaetomium fimeti, 1019 nucleotides. RefSeq names its product putative N6-adenine methyltransferase-domain-containing protein. Lineage: Eukaryota; Fungi; Ascomycota; Sordariomycetes; Sordariales; Chaetomiaceae. The record is from RefSeq and is a predicted model, not a curated record. The transcript has 6 exons. Gene Ontology annotation, molecular function: protein-lysine N-methyltransferase activity. The coding region runs from base 66 to 992 and encodes 308 amino acids.
GGCGCCUUCAUCGGUGAGAAGACCUGCGUCAUGGCGAAAACAGUCAUAGAGAAGGCCAUGCCGUAAUGGAAUCUGCAAAAUCCAGCCCAAUUUGCAACCCAAAUGCAAAUGGUUUGUCGAAUCCCCCACUCAAAUUAAAACUCUGUUUCUUGGCCCCCCUCACAGAAAUGCCAACUUCGCCAUCUCCAUCUUCAACCCCAGCAGCCGCCAAGGCAGAGUUAGAUUCGUCCAAAAUGACCAUGAAUGAAAGUGACGACGACGGCCUAGCGCUCCCCGCUUCCACCCUCGAUGCCCUGAAAGAGUUCUACGCCGAGCGCGAUGCCCGCGCAGACGAGUUCAACAAACUCAAGGUGCAGGCCGAGGCGAUCCACGCAGCCAUCGAUAAGGAUGAAAUGAAGCCUUUGUCCAUGGAUGCGUUCACGGAGGACUGGAAUGAGAGUCAGUUCUGGUAUGCUGAUGAAACCGCCGAGCUGUACACGAAGCUCAUGCUCGAGGGAGCCACGUCGGACAUGACGGUGGCGGUUGUCUCGACGCCGAGUGUGUUUGUGGCACUAAAGAAUGCCUUGAACGCUGCUCCUCCAGAACAGCCCAAGCCCAAGCUCAUCCUGCUCGAGCACGACAAGCGCUUCAACGUCUUCCCGGAAUUCGUCUACUACGACUUUGCCCAGCCGCUGAAGUUGCCAGACCACCUCAAAGGUACCUGCGACCGCAUCAUCUGCGACCCGCCAUUCCUGAGCGAAGAUUGCCAGACCAAAGCGGCGCUCACAGUCCGGUGGCUCGCACGGCCGCUCUCACCCGACACCGAGCAGCAGCAGCCGCGGCUGAUCGUGUGCACGGGCGAGCGGAUGAAGGACCUGGUGACGCGGGUGUACCGGGCGUUUGGGCUGCGCACGACCGACUACGAUCCCGUGCACGCGCGGCAGCUGGGCAACGAGUUCUACUGCUAUGCCAACUUCGAGUCGCCCAGCUGGCGAUGGCGGGAGGGGGCAUAGAGGGGCUGUGAGCCUCUGCGUUCGCAA